Messenger RNA from Phymastichus coffea, 5730 nucleotides. RefSeq names its product large proline-rich protein bag6. The transcript has 21 exons. Gene Ontology annotation, cellular component: BAT3 complex. Gene Ontology annotation, molecular function: polyubiquitin modification-dependent protein binding; misfolded protein binding. Bases 255 to 4010 code for a protein of 1251 amino acids. NCBI's taxonomy places the organism in Eukaryota, Metazoa, Arthropoda, Insecta, Hymenoptera, Eulophidae. The record is from RefSeq and is a predicted model, not a curated record.
UGUUGAUUUUUUUCUUGUAAAAAAGUAGACACCCACGUUUGCAAGUGUUGAUCUAAUUGGCGUAACAUUGCAUGAAAUUGCAACAACAAAAAAGUACUACGUUACGUGCUCUACGUACAUGUGUGUUGCUCUUCAUCCAGUUGAUAUUAACUACUGUGGACCUUUGCUUCUAAAUCGAUUUGUACGUGCUGCUAUUGCAUGUUUAUCAGAAUAAAACUUUGACAAACACCUAAGAAGGUUGCUACGCCGUAAAAAUGCUGCAAUUGACAGUCAAGACCUUGGAUUCACAAAAUCAUUCCUUCAGUUGUGAUGACGAUAUUACAGUACGUGGUUUCAAGGAACACAUAGCUGAAACUGUUUCCAUACCAGCUGAUUCUCAAAGAUUGAUUUACUGUGGAAGAGUUUUGCAUGAUGAGAAAAAACUCACCGAUUACGGUAAUGUUGAUGGCAAAGUUAUACAUUUAGUUCAGCGUGCUCCUCCACAAGCGGAGUCACGCACUACCAGUAAUGAAAGUCAAAGACAAAAUAAUAACCAAGGAUGGCAAAGUGGAUCGCGCCUACAUCUUCGAGGACAUUUUCCUCGAAAUGCAAUGUACUUGAGUGCAGUAUCAUUGCCUACGGAAGUGGUUGAAAACCAUGGAUCGCAAGCACCUCAACUAAGUAACACUCUUUCCAAUAGUCGUUUGGUUACUGCUAGACACAUGUUAAACAAAGCUUCUCAAUUAAUGGAUCGAUUAGACGAUCCUUCAUUACCGCUUCAUCCUAAUCCAACUGAAAAUAAUUCAUCAGAAUCAUCAACCCAAGCUUCGGCACCUGGUGGUGAAACAGAACAAGAAAAUAAUUCAGGUAAUAAUGAAACUAAUACUAGCGACGUCAAUAGAAUAGCACAAGCAGCAUCCGAAAUGGCAGCUGCAUUCUCUGCUGCAGCUCUUAUCAACAUAAGAUUAUCACCAGCUGAUGACGGAGGUUCUAUGAAUGUAAUGGAUUCAACUCAGUCAGAUCAAAAUGACCAAGUUCGAAUAAUAGAAUCGGAAUUAGAAUUACAAAAUGCUCAAGCGCAGAGUUCCGGAACACCAGAUGAAGCAGAGCUUCAAAGAGUAGAAACCGACAGGCCGGAAACUUCGACAGCUGAUGAUAGUCAAAAUAGUCGCCGAGCAACACUUCACGUUCCUCGUCCACCAUUAAUGGCUGAACUAUUAGAAAGAUUAGUUGCUACCCAAGAUAGACUUAGGCCAUAUAUCGACCGUUAUCGCCAUUUAAUGUCAACUGAUCCUAUUCUUACAACAGGAGCUUCGGGACCAGAAGGGGUCGCAGAAAAUCAAAGAGUUAUCGAUGGUGUCAGUGAAUGUUUACAUUACUUGUCUCACGCUUCUCACGCACUGAGUGACAUUAUUGUAGACAUGGGACAACAACCUCCAAGAAAUUUGCGAUGUCGACCGAUCAUCAUACAAUCUUCAGCUAUCUUACAAGCAGGAAUACCUAUUCAUGUCGAGUCCCAUAUCAAUUUCAAUGGACGUUCUGCCUCCACCAAUAAUAAUUCUAUGGAUGAAGGAAAUGAAGCUACAAGACCGUCAUCACCAAGUUCUGCAACUUCUGAUCAGACAGGCAACAGAUCUACUAGUGCUAAUAAUCGAACGACUUCUCAAAGUACUAACGGACAACAACAAAGUCAAGGGCAAUCAUCUCUGUUAGGUCUUCUAGAUCUCUCAAAUAUAGUACAAAUGUCCACGGAACAAAGUCCUCAAAAUACAGUUGACUUAAAUUCUUCUAAUUCAAUGGAUGCUACCGAAAAUGAUCAGAAUCAAACUAAUAACAAUAAUAGUACUAGCAACAAUGGUUCUAGUAAUAUGUAUAUGCAUCAACCGUUUGCCUUGAUACGUGACGCUCUCCAAAGUGUAUUGGGCGAUAGAGGUGCAUUCCAAGUUGAUGCCUCAGGAGGCACAGGCGGAGGGAAUGCAACGUCCAAUGUACCUUUUGUGACCAUAAUAGGUCAGCAGAUGGAUAUCAAUGCUUCAAACUCGGGACAAAGUACUCAAGCUAGGAGUAACAUUGGUACGCAUCCCACGACAUCCACUCAAACUCGUAGUACGUCACGACCGCACGUUUUGCAUCCACACACUCCAUUGAACAUGGGAAUGGGCAUGGGUCAAAAUCUAGAUUUUGAUCCGUAUUUACCAUGCAAUUCACAUCACGUUCGUAGAAAUCCUCCAGUGACAACCAGUUCUACGUCUACUUCUCAGUCCAAUCAACCUAAUCAAUUUUCUACUACGGAAAGUAACAAUCGCUCCCAGUCUGCUUCACGCUCAUCUGCAUCAACAUCUACAUCCACUAGGCAAGGGCCUGGCGGUACUUCAGUUACUUUUACUCUAGUUGAUCAUUCUAACGUUGCUCGUGAUAUUCUUGACAACACUGGACAGGGAUUAGGAGCCAUGGAUCUACCAUUGCAUUUAGGAGAAUUAUUACAAGGCUCCAUGAGUGAUAAUGUACAUAUUUCGUUUGUUGGAGGAGGGCCAAAUGCUAGCGAGGUACACUUGACACCAAAUAACGAUUUACCAUUAAUAGAAUUAUUGCGGUCGAUGAACUUCCGUGUCAAUGAAUCGAAUACUAGACAUAACUUUUUAAAUGAUCUUGGGAUGUUUUUGUUGCGAAAUAUUACAAUGGGAAACCUGGUGCAAUUAAAUAUUGGUCAAACGACACCGUUAAUGAAUCUGCGUCAACCUCUUCGUGAAUUUUUGGAACAUUCUUUCCCUAACACAUCACAAGAAACUCUUCAAGAGCUCGUGAUUGAACAGAUUAUUUUACUUCACCGGCCAUAUGUGCGGAAUUUCAUUAUACCUGAAAUACCUCAUGAAGACUUAGUACGCAGACCAGUCGAUAUAGCGGCGACUUUUGAAGCUGUGUUGCGCAGAUUUUGCUUUGAUUUCUUAAAACUCUUGUUUAAUAAUGACUUAGAUAAUGCAACUUUUGCACAACGCGCAAUCGCACUGGCGAGGAAAUUAGACGACCAGUUUACUGCAAUACUUCAAUAUGUUAUGCAACAUAGUCAAGCCACAGUUGAUAUCAUAGUAAGAUUUCUUGUGAUUCGCUUGACUAGUGGUUUUCCUACUUCCUUCCAACGAACAAUCCUAGACAUGCUGAGACAACGAAUCGAUUCAUAUGCGAUAAGAACAACUGAAAUGUCAGAGGAUGAAAUCGUUUCUCUACUUGUGUUCAAAAACAAACGACCCAGUGCACCACCAGCUGAAGAUCCACCAGCACCGGCUCCUGCUGCUGUUCCUGAACGUGCAUGCCCACGUGUGUCAGUUGAUAGAAAGCCAGAGGUUGAACCGGAAUCAGAACCACAAGCACAAGCUCAAGCUUUUCCGUCACAACAGCAGCCGUCAGCCAAGUCAGAAUUUAAAAAAACCGAGGAAAUUAAGGAGGUUCAAUCUGAGUUUUCUUUAUUCACUAAACAGCCAAUGGAAACUGAGGCAUCGGAAAAUAAAAUAGCUGGGUUUAUAGAUCUCGCUGCUGGUCAAGAUAUACCUGAAACAUUUCCUGGAGCAGAAAAUGUACCUCCUGAGUGGGUGCCAAUCAUAGCCCGUGAUUCAAUACGUCAGCGGCGCCAAGUACAGAUAGACGCAUUAAACGGAGGUCCGAUUCCCUUCAGCGACGCCUAUCUAAGUUCGAUGCCCUCAAAGCGUCGCAAGCUCAUUGAGCAGCAAAAACCUCAGCUUCUUAUGAGUCCAACGCCAACUAGCACAGCUAUUGCAGCAUCUGUAGAACGUUUAGUUCGUGAAGGCAUUUCGCAUUCACGUGUCGACGAAGUCGAGGGUUCAGCUAAUGCUGUUGCCAAUGCACCAGCUGUCAGAAGUGCAUUUGGUCAUGCCAUCAGAGACUGCAUACAUCCAAGUAGACUCAGUACACCUGAUUUUCCUAACUCACGUAGGUUCCCUAAUGCGACGAAAGUGUUUGCCAGAGGAGAGCAGGACAACGAGGCGCCAAGUGGAGCGUCGAGCUCCAGCAAGUAGGAUCUGGCCUGGAUGCAGCUGGCCGCCAUUUGUUUUUGUUUUAUUGUCCUCAUUGUCGCUUCCAUUUGGAGAUGAGCAUUUGGGAUAAGUGAUGCGAACUUUGAAACCUAUAAUGACUUUAGUAUCAAACUUGCACAUGAGAAUUUCACUUCUUUUCUUUGGCAAGAAAAGAGUGUAGUUGUUGAUGGUUCACAGCUCUGAGCUUACAUUUUUUAUAGAACAUAGCAAUGGAAGCACUCUGAAAAUUUUCUGACAUUAAAAAAACAUUUUAUAAUAAUUUUAUUACCAUUUGAUAAAUGUUUUCUAAAGUGCUCCUAGUACUGAAUAUACACUUCACACAAGUCAGAAGAUAGCUUGUCUUACAAAUAAUUAACUUUACGAGUCUCGAAUUCACGAGGCCUCUUAGAAUUUUUGAUGCCCCUCUAAACAUUUUGUUUAACUUAUUUUUACUUUAUAAAUAUAAAUCAAGUCAAUUUUUUCUCUUUUAUAAGAUGAUGUACUGUACACAAAAGAACGUAGAAGUUGAAUCAAAGUUGCUCGAUGGCAAAAUAUAAAUAAUAUAGUUUGUGGUACUUGUUUGUCCAAGAGCGUCGUCACAUCUAAAAUGUUACUGUAGAUUUAUAUAAUAAAUAUAAGUAGCACUAUUAACUUUGUGCUUGACAUUUUAUUUAUAGUUUCUGCAACAACAAUAACGAUAAUAUCAAUAUUGGUAAGUAUAGUAAGGAUAAUGUUUUACAUAAUUUGUCAUUUCAUAAUAUUUCGCUGUCUUUUAUAUAAUCAUAGCAAAUAUUAAUGAAAUCAUGUGAAAGCGAUGAACUCUUACUUCUCACUGAUGUACAUGAAUGUCCAUUAAUUAAAAAAAGAAAAAAAAAAUUUAUUUAAAGGCGAUAGUUUGUAUUUUAAGAAAUAUCUAAUAUAAUUUUCCUUUUUCAACAUCGAUUUACUUGAGUAAAUGACCAGUCAAAAAAUUCAAAUUUUUUUCAAUCAUAUUAAGGUAGUAGAGGCAAUCAAAAAUUAGUAAUACGACGAAAAUUCUUUUUCUAUGUAAUAAAAAGUGUAAUUACUGAUUGAUUGUGAUGGAUUAUUGUCAAACAAGUGAUGGAUCAAUUAAAAAGAUAUACGGCAGCUACAGAGGCGGUUUUUAUGAUUUUUAUCAUAAACGUUUAUUGAACAAUCAAUUGACUUUACAUGGCAGCUUACGUUUAAAGUUAAUGAUUAAAAUUUUGUAUUUAUUUAAUCUGCUCUUCGCUACAUUAAUUCUAAAAAAAAAACAUAAUAGUAACAUUCCGUCAUUAUUAUUUAUAAACGAGAUUGUAACAGAUAAAGUUUGUCUAUCUUUAAAAUUAUAUUUUAAUUUUCAAAUUUUAAAUUGAAGACACUUCAAUUACAGUUAACAAGGGAAUUUGAAAUUUAGCAUAUAAUUUUUUAAUUAUUACAUUGAGAACUUGUCUAUGAAUUUCAAGCAUUUACCAUUUCUUUCGAUUAUUUGUAACCAAUACUACCUUUCUUUUAAUUUACUACCUUCAUUAUCGAUAAAUUUCACAGGUAGUUUUCUUUAAAAAUUAUUACAUUUUCUUAACACGGUCAGUCGUCACUUGAACGAGGAAAGUUAUCUAAAAUUUAUUUAUAAAUUAAGAAAAAAUAUAACGUGUCUAAUCUAAUUCAUUAUAUGUCUGUAAAAACCAGAUAUCCUACCUUAAUUUGCAAAUAAAAUGUUACU